GGGGGCACUUCCGCUUCCUGGUGCGAGGGGGUCAGCGAGGGGGGUGGUUAGGUUACCCUCUUUUCUUUCUGGACAACCGGCCCGUUGCCGUUGCUGCUGCUUCUCCCGCCAUGUCGCCUGUCGCCGAGGUCGGCUUCGCAGAGGCUUCGUCACGUCAUUGAAGACGGCAGAAGAACGAACUAAGAUUCCACUCAACGGCGCAUUUUGAAAAGAGCCGCAUCCAUGGAAGAAGUACAAGACUUAGCAGAACAGCCUAUGAAAAAAGCCAAGAUGCAGGAAUCAGGGGAACAGAUGUUAAGGCAAGUGAACAGCACAGAUGGUAGCGAUCAGAAACCCGAGUCCUCAAGCCUUGGCGCAAACCUGUCUAUGUCCAACGAAAUUAUGCAAUGCUCUGAUUACAUCUCAAGGUCACCGAAUGAAUAUACCUCACAGAUGUAUUCUGCAAAGCCAUAUGCACAUAUCCUUUCCGUACCUGUAUCAGAAACGAUGGCCUCUUACUCUGGCCAGACUCAGUACCAAGCGCUACAGCAGUCGUCUCAGACGUAUGCCGUGUAUCCUCAGACAACCCAAGCCUAUGGACUACCUCCUUUCGGUGCACUGUGGCCAGGUAUGAAACCUGAGAGUGGUUUAAUUCAGGCUCCAUCUCCAAGUCAGCACAGUGUUCUUACCUGCACUACAGGCUUAACCACAAGCCAGUCCAGCCCAGCUCAUUAUUCUUACCCUGUUCAAGCUUCAAGUACCAACGUGAACUCAGUUUCCACCUCCUCAGCAGCUGUCAAUAUUUCAUCAUCUGCUGUAGCCAGCAUCUCUCAACAGGAGUAUCCUACAUACACCAUCCUCGGCCAAAGUCAAUACCAGCCAUAUUUCUCAAGUUCUAGCUUUGGAGUGAUAGCACCAGCAGACAGCAGCACGGAGAGUUCCACCUUAGCAACAACCACGUAUCCUUCUGAAAAACCAAACGCCAUGGUGCCUACUCAGACAGCACAGAGACAUUCCGCUGGAGACCCAUCAACAAGUCCGUCAUUGCUACGAGCGACCGCUAGUAAAGAUCUAGACGAGCAGUCUAGGAAAAACGUGACAGGGAAAAACAGAGGCAAGAGGAAAGCAGACUCUUCCUCGCCGCAGGACAACGAACUGGAAAGAGUGUUCCUAUGGGACUUGGACGAAACCAUCAUAAUAUUUCAUUCUCUUCUUACUGGAUCGUAUGCCCAAAAAUAUGGGAAGGAUCCAACUCUAGUGAUCGGCUCUGGUUUGACAAUGGAGGAAAUGAUUUUUGAAGUGGCUGAUACGCACCUGUUUUUCAACGACUUAGAGGAAUGUGACCAAGUCCACGUGGAAGACGUUGCAUCUGAUGACAACGGGCAAGAUUUAAGUAACUAUAAUUUUGCCACGGAUGGCUUCAGUGGUGCAGGAAGCAACGGCAACCAUGGUUCAGUGGGAGUCCAAGGCGGAGUGGAUUGGAUGAGGAAACUGGCUUUCCGCUAUCGGAAAGUGCGCGAGGUCUAUGACAAAUACAAGAACAAUGUGGGAGCCCUCCUCAGCCCAGAGAAGAAGGAAGCAUUGCAAAGACUACGGGAAGAUAUAGAAGUGUUAACAGAUAACUGGCUGGGAACAGCACUGAAGUCCCUACUUCUCAUCCAGUCCAGGAAGAAUUGUGUGAAUGUUCUCAUCACCACCACUCAGCUAGUGCCAGCUCUGGCCAAGGUCCUGCUGUACGGAUUAGGCGAAGUGUUUCCGAUUGAGAAUAUUUAUAGUGCAACAAAAAUAGGUAAAGAGAGCUGUUUCGAAAGAAUCGUCUCUCGAUUUGGGAAGAAGGUGACGUACGUGGUGAUCGGAGAUGGGCGUGACGAAGAGAUGGCAGCCAAGCAGCACAACAUGCCUUUUUGGAGGAUCACGAACCACGCUGACCUGGUGUCCCUUCACCAGGCUCUUGAGCUGGACUUUCUGUGAGACCAACAGCAACUUUGGCGUGCAGCUCCCCGGACAGCCCCACUCAGCUUACCAAGAGCCUUCUUGGGGACUGACUCUGUUUUGUUUCAUCAAGAAGAAACCUAGCUAGUGGAAGUGCACAGUAGGAGGCGCCACCCCAUUGCUUUCUCCAGGACAGCUGCCAGCUGUGUGGUGAGAGUGCCUCCCGGUAAGCCAUGGUCACCUUGGCGCAUCGUUUCAGGAGCUUUAAUCGUCCUCUGUUUUGGGUGAAGGGAAUUUCUGAGACUGAACAGGGAGUGUCCUGGGCGGGGAAUCUCCAGCAGCAAAGACCUAACUCACUGUGCGGCCUUUUUGUCGUAUUAUGAUAAAAAAAAAAAUAAUGAAAAAACUUUUGUAGAGUAAUUUUCAUCACCUCCUGGCUCCCCUCUAGCUUUCUGAAACAAAAAGGAAGUUGAAUAGAUGUUUAUUUUUGUAUAGGAAAAAAAAGGUUCCGUAACUUUCCCUUCUUGCAGAAGCUCAAAACAGCAGCAGCACGUAGAUGUUCACCAGGAGGUCAUGCAACUACUUCUGUGUGCUGGGAGAAGAGGCGGGAGGUGGGUGGAAAGAGCUGCUCCUCCAUGCCAGUCUGCCAGGGGCAGAUGACAGCAUGGCUGAUUCCUUUCGUAAUCAGCACCAUGACGGGGUGGCUGUAAGGUGGCACCCAGAUCCUUCUGAGCAUCUUUCUCCAGUGAAUGCCUGUUUGACUACCAAACUCAAGAGUACUCUGGCAGGAUAGAAUGUGGCUGAUGGGAAUUUCCUGAGCAACAGAAGAGGAAAUGACUGGUCCAUAGCCACAUUUUGGAUGUCCUGAUUUCAUCCCUGUUUCCAUCACCCUUGCUCCAUGCAUACAGCAGAAGGAAAGCCCCCUUUUAAUUUUUUUAAAAACAAUUUGGCACUGCUACAGCUGUAUGAGGCACAGGAAUCCAGUCAGGAAAGCAUCCUCUUUUCCUUCACACAGCAGUCUGCCUUCUUACCCUAGCGAGAGUCCAAUCCAGUCGUUCUCCGUGGAGUCAUUAACAUUUGCAGCUUCCUGGGUGGGGGGAGAAGCUGGACAGAAUGGGAGCCAGGGGUUUGGCGUCUCAGAGGACACAUCUGGGAGAAGAAAUAGCAAGCUCAAAAGCCAGUUCCCUUGGUAAGGAAGUAGGGAUGCAUACUUUCUCCGGCUGAAUUGAACACUGAUUUGCACAAUGGCAUCAACUGCAGAUUCUAACAGGGGCAGAUAAAUUCACUUGAGAAAGACCACCCUGCCGCUGAUCUGCUUGCAUAGUCUUCUUCCUGCUUGAUGGUCCCUGGCCUGCGAACUCUUGAUGGAGUAAAACAGACCCAACAAGGAGUCAGAACAAGAACUCCUUUGCUUUGGGGGAUAAACUGUGCUGUCUCUGACUAGGCAGUGUGGUGGUGAUGUUUCAGAAGCACAGUGGCGUGGAUCACCUCCCUCCCUCCCCCGCCCCAGCAUCGUAUCACUGCAUCAAGCAAAGUUUGAAGCCUUCUUCCAACUUGAGUGGCUUUUCCAUUGGAGGAAGAGCCAACUUGGAGAAAGUUUCUUCAGGCUGAAAGAAGGGUCCUUGGAGGAUAUUUGGAUCCACCCAAGUGACAACCUAGAGUUGAUUCUGUGCAGGGAUGUGAGCACCCUGAAAAAAGUCUCUCUGCCUUCUUGCAAAUUGCCUUGUUUCCAUGUAUUUUUAGGCAGCCAGCAUCUCUUCAAAGUUAGUUGAAAGUCCAUAGCAGGUCCUGAGCUGAAUAAAAGUGCACCACACCUCAGGAACAAAGGCAACUUCUACUAUCGCAUACAAGUUGAACUUCUACUAUCGCAUACAAGGAGAUUCUGUUCCCUACUUUUAUGCAUUUUUGCUGCUCUAUGCAGACAGGCAGGAUUUCUAGCUUGACUGGUCACUCCUGAGAUUCACAGCAGAGCCAUGAGUCAGCGUGAGCUUUGGGAAUCAACUCCGUGCCUUAACCUUCCACCUAAACCUCCUAUGAGUGAGCAGCUGUGUAAAGGGAGUUGCAGGCAGCCUUCAACCUUCCAAGUUAUUUAUUCCACCUUUAAACAAGGAAUGCUCUUGGUAGACAUAGCGGAUGGUGGUGCCAAGCACCUGGGGAAAGCAGAAGGCACUGCUCUGCAUUUUGGUUGGACUUAGAACUUUUCAAAAGCCAUCAGUACUGCAGCAAAUCUUUUCUGGGCUGUACAAAGGCUUGUUUUUGCACCAGAUGCCAGUAUUUAUACCGUGUCUCCUCCCUGCCCCCUGAUGUUAGUUGACUGAUUUUCCUCAGGUGACAGUUACAUUUUCAUGUUAAUAAAAGCUGUCCUGGUUCUUGUGUUACUAAACUCUCUGGCUGCGUUUCUCAUGGGUCUUCGUGAAGAAUUUGGAAAUCAUUUUUUGUCGCCUUCUCCUCAUUUUUAGUUCUUUUCUGCUGAUUUCUCCGUAUGGCGUUCAAGUGUGAACUGGUGCCUCUGUGAUGCAAAAGCAAACAGUUUCCUUUACCAAGCAGCUGUCCAGCUGGAGUUUGUUUUCAUUGCAACCUGAACUCUCUCCCACUGCCCCCAUUCCACCAAGUAAGAGGCAGGGGCUGCCACAGAGAUCCACACAUCUGCUGGUGUCUAAAAAUGCCGAUUCUCCCUCAGGGUUCCACAGACGACUAGUUUCAGGCAGAAUUGGCGUCUGCAGUGCUUGCAAUUUUGACAGGAGGGCAUUAAUGGCUGAAGACUCCUUGAACAUCAUGUUCUAUGUAAUGGGAAGUGUCCUGUGAACUGGAAAAAAAAUUAAAGUCUUUUAUUUUCUAUAAAAAAA
Molecule: messenger RNA, 4757 nt
Organism: Heteronotia binoei (common prickly gecko)
Lineage: Eukaryota; Metazoa; Chordata; Lepidosauria; Squamata; Gekkonidae
Gene: EYA3
Product: EYA transcriptional coactivator and phosphatase 3
Exons: 18
Coding region: 223-1950 (575 amino acids)
Biological process (GO): positive regulation of DNA repair; cell differentiation; negative regulation of extrinsic apoptotic signaling pathway in absence of ligand
Cellular component (GO): nucleus
Molecular function (GO): protein tyrosine phosphatase activity
Source: RefSeq, a predicted model, not a curated record